This is a messenger RNA of Oreochromis niloticus (Nile tilapia), 3172 nucleotides long. RefSeq names its product multidrug and toxin extrusion protein 1. The transcript is spliced from 18 exons. Gene Ontology annotation, cellular component: membrane. The record is from RefSeq and is a predicted model, not a curated record. Gene Ontology annotation, biological process: xenobiotic detoxification by transmembrane export across the plasma membrane. Gene Ontology annotation, molecular function: antiporter activity; xenobiotic transmembrane transporter activity. NCBI's taxonomy places the organism in Eukaryota, Metazoa, Chordata, Actinopteri, Cichliformes, Cichlidae. Bases 391 to 2145 code for a protein of 584 amino acids.
UUUAUGUAUUUCUGUUUUUUUGCUUUUUGGGGGGCAGUUUUGUUGUUUUUUGAUUUCUUGUAUUUUUUUGUUGAUACUUUUAGACUUUAUGAGAUUUUAAUAAAGCUCUCACUUUGUUUGAUCUGCAUUAAUUUUUAGACUAAAUCGUAACACCUUAGAGAUUUAACUUCUUCUUCUAUAUAGCAAGUUGUCACAAUUGUGAAAUCCACCACUGCAAUAAACAAUAAGGGGCAGGGAGAAACAGGGUGAACACUGUUUUGACCUCUUGCAGUGUCCCGGCUUUUUUGGUGGGUCAGAGGUGGUGAGAUCACUGCUGCCAGUGCAUGUCCACUUUCAGAGACAAGGAGCAACGUGGGCAAGCAUAGCCUCGGUUAUUGAUUAAUACUCUGGAUGGAAGAUUUAGUAUCUGAAAGUACAUGUAGAGGGGUAAUUGGUCAGUCCAAAACAGACGAAUUGCCUCCUCCUGCUGCUCUCAGUGUUGACUCAUCCUGCAGAUCCUGCCUGAAAAGCAUCAAGCGCUGGGUGCCUUUGGACUACAAGCAUGAAAUGGUUCAGCUUUUAAAACUUGCGGGUCCUGUGUUCAUUUCACAUUUGAUGAGCUUCCUGAUCAGCUUCGUCAGCGCGGUGUUCUGCGGUCACCUGGGAAAGACGGAGCUGGCAGGGGUGGCGUUAGCAAUAGCAGUAGGCUAUCUCGUCAUAAAUGUCACAGGUAUUUCCAUUGGCUGUGGUUUGAUAUCAGCAUUUGAUACUCUCAUAUCGCAGACUUAUGGAAGUGGUAACCUGAAGCGUGUAGGAGUGAUACUCCAAAGAGGAGUUUUGAUCCUCCUCUUAGCCUGUUUCCCCUGCUGGGCUCUCCUUAUUAACACUCAGUCCAUUUUGCUUGCUAUCAGGCAGAGCACGGAGGUUGCAAGACUGUCGCAGCUGUAUGUGAAGAUCUUUAUGCCGGCUCUGCCAGCUGCCUUCAUGUACCAUCUGCAGGGGAGUUAUCUUCAGAAUCAGGGCAUCAUGUGGCCCCAGGUGAUAUCCGGAGCCAUGGGAAAUGUUUUAAAUGCUGUUAUCAAUUACAUCCUCCUCAGUGUUCUGGAUCUGGGGAUUGCGGGAUCCGCAGCUGCCAAUGCCAUCUCACAGUACUCCCUGGCUGUGUUUCUGUUUUUAUACAUCUACGUCAAAGGGCUGCACAUACCUACAUGGGAUGGCUGGUCUGGAGACUGCCUGCAAGAAUGGGGUUCCUUCUUCCACUUGGCCCUCCCCAGCAUGCUGAUGCACUGUCUGGAGUGGUGGUUGUAUGAGCUUGCAGGGUUCCUGGCUGGUGUCAUCAGUGAAACAGAGUUGGCGGCUCAGUCUGUAGUUUAUGAAGUGGCUGUUGUGGUUUUCAUGUUUCCUGCGGGCUUUUCUGCUGCUGCCAGUGUAAGGGUUGGAAAGGCUCUUGGUGGUGGGAACACAGACCAAGCGAAGCUGUCCAGCAAGGUCUCCCUUCUCUGUGCAUUAAGUGUCUCAUGUUUCCUUGGAGCCUUUCUUGGUAUAUCCAAGGAUGUGAUUGGUUACAUAUUUACCACAGAGAGAGACAUUAUACAGAGGGUGGCUAAUAUCAUGAAGCUAUACAGUUUCAUCCAUGUUGCUGAGGCUAUUUCGGGUGUGACAGGAAGCAUUGUCAGGGGUGCAGGGAAGCAGAAGAUUGGUGCGCUGUGCAGCUUGGUGGGAUACUACCUCAUUGGGUUCCCGAUUGGAGUAUCUUUAAUGUUCCCCGUGAAAAUGGGAAUUUUAGGGCUUUGGACUGGGUUUUUAAUUAGUGCUUCUUUGCAGUCCAUGUUUUUUAUAGUUUUCCUGUGUAAACUAAACUGGACGAAAGCCACUGAGGAGGCACUUGUAAGAGCAGGAGUCCAUAUUACAGAGAGGAAUACUAAUGCUUCCCUCAGUGCCCUGGACCCAAGGGAAAAAUACAUGAGGACCAGCCGAUCCAGUUCUCUGACUCCAGUAGAAGAAAGGCCAGAGCCACUCAGUUCAGAUCAGAAGCCCUUGGGCGCCGUGGCCUUAUCCACCAGGCAGCUGGUGUUACGGCGUGGUGCCACUGUGCUGCUAAUGUUCGUCAUCCUUGCUGCUGGAGUUAUCAUCAGCGAAGUUCUCAUCAGACUCCUUGAAAAGUGAUUGAAUAAUGUGUGCAGCACAAAACAAACAAACAAGUCUGCCUUAGGGAGUAUAUGUGACAUGUAUCAUAGUAAAGCACAUCUUAUAAACCAGCUUAAUAUUUAUCACAGGAUGUUCUGUCUGCACCCACAAUAUGAAGUAAUUAGGAUGACUGUGAAGACUGUGAAUUGCCCCAUCUCAACUAAUUCAUCAUUUAAAAUAUUCAGUCCAACUUUUACAAAAUUUUAGGCCAUUUUGUUUUCUGCACUUAGUGCAUCAGAUGGCAAAUAGCAACAUUAGAAUAAGCAGUAAUUACUGAGCUUUCUAAAAGUCAAACACUCUCUUGGGGCUGAAUUAUAACUUCAUUCCCUGACAUUACUGCACAAUCCAAAUGUCUUUAAAGUCACAGAAUAUUAUCUGCUUGCCAUUUUAGUAGUAGUAUUUGAGGUCAGUUUUCUAGCUCUUUCUAGAUCUAAUUUAAUCCAUAGUCGGAAAAAUAUAGUAAAAAAUAGGGCUUAACUGAAUGAAAAGCCAAAGUGAAAAUAGUUACUGUAUAGACAAGACUUUCUUUUUUAUAGGAACAUGCUGUGUAAGCUGAGCGCCAAUCGAGACUCUGAAAUAAAUAAAAUUUCCCAUCCUACAAUUCAUAGCCUGAAUGGAUGCCGCAAUUAGAACUAACAUGAUUAAAGGUUAUAUUUAGGCUACAGCACAUCUGUGGAAGGGUGCUUUCAUCAUCAAAAGACAGAAAUGCUACUCUCUUGCUUGGUUUAUCUUGCGUUCCUUUGAUCUGUGUUGCCAAAUUUGAUGAUAAUGAAAGGCCUGUAUGUGCUCACUGUAACAUGCUGGCUGGAUAAAGACAUGUCACCCUGAGCAAAUCAACCACCUGUUCCCUCUGCCCGAGAAGAUAACCAGCUCACAGCUGAAGCCUGCUCAUAAAUAAAGGAUUCAACCUGCUUAACAAUGAACAGUCAACCAUGUGGGAUUUUGGCAUGUAUAUGUGGUGUUUGUACACAGCUAUUAAUUAAAUAAAUUGACUGUCUGUCUGUAA